AUACCAGUAACACAUUAUAUCCGAACCAAAACGAGUCGAAUAGUAAAAAAGUGAAUUUAUUUUUCAACAUUUUUUUUUCUGUCUUGAAUAACAGGAUAAAAAGAAAAAUGUCGGACACUUCCGGCUCAGGCAAUGCUUCCUCGGAUACUUCACUGGAGGAAAAAAAUCCCUCGGACACUUCACUGGAGGAAAAAAAUCCCUCGGACACUUCACUGGAGGAAAAAAAUCCCUCGGACACUUCACUGGAGGAAAAAAAUCCCUCGGACACUUCAGUGCAGGGGGAAAGUAUCUCGGACACUGCACUAGAAAGAGAAAGUAGCUCGAUCUCCAAUAUAGCUAUCGAGAAUGCUUUAAAUAUUACGGUUAAUGAGGUCUGUGAGGCGCUGUCUGAUUUUGGAAAACCAGUUCCCCUUCAGGACUUAGUCGGCUACUUUCAGGCAAAAAAAGAAAUAGAUGACAAUGAAUUGGUCAGCAGAUCUGUGGUCUACUCGCUUAAGGAAGCGCUUUUCGAAGAAGAAGUAGUUAGAUUCAGAGGAAAUUUCUCGAUUACCGAGAAAGAUGUUAUCGUCCCAAGUUUUGGAUCUGUGGAACAUAUAUCCACUAAGAGGAGAAAUAUGAACCAUCUGCAAAUGUUUAAUAAUGAAUCUUCGGGAUUAUUAAUGAAUAGUGAUUCUUGUGAUUAUCUCCCCAUGAGGAAUAGGAAUAUGGAACAUUUGGAUAUUUCAAAUAGUGACAUAUCCAUUGAAUGUGAAACAUCUAGCGAGGAAGAUGAACAGAAAUCUGAUCCGAGUACAUCCACCACAGAAUUGGAACCACCUAGCCAGGAAGAUGAACAGAAAUCGGAUUCGAGUGCAUCCAUACAGAGCAUGGACUCUGUGGAAACCCUGGAAAAGGGAACCAUUAUCCAAGAACCCUCGUGCUCCAGUGCAGUCAAAAGAAAGCCCAUUAUGUUGCCCCUGAAAGCUGAAAAAAGAAAAGCCAACGAGGGCUACGAAAAAGCUAAGAACGCCAAGAAACCGAAACAGGAACUUUCUUCCUCAGAUUCAGAGUAGCUGGUCAAAAUAUUUCGGAAAAAGAGGUUACAAAUUUCAGUAAUGUUCGUUUCAGACGUACACACAGAUUUCCCAAGGCCCAACUAGAUCUUGAGCUUAAGAAGUAUCUCUCAGAAUAUAAUUAUUUCCAAUGAUCUCAAAUUGCAUUUUGCGGCAUUGGGCUUAAAUACGUAAAACCUGUCUGCCCAUAAGGAAUGAGAAUAUGAACCACUUUUCUCCAAUAAUUAAUACCUAGAGGUAGCCUUUGGAGAAUAUUGACAUCUUAAAAGUAGAGAACAUUAUUAAAAAUCCAUCUUGUUCCGGCGCAGACCAAAAAAAUAGUUUUUUCCUUUAUUGAGCCCACUUUCUUGCAAAUAAUGCCACUGGAGAUUGUUAGUUUUGAGCAAGUGCCAGAGAAAAAUGAUUUAAAAAAAAGGACUACAAAAAAACGCUGGAAACUUGUUCUUCAGAUUCCAAGUAACUGGUCAGUUAAUAUUUCAAUUAAUAUUUUGGAAACCCUUGAAAAGGGAACCAUUAUCCAAGAACCCUCGUGUUCCACUGCAGUCAAAAGAAAGGCCACUAUGUUGCCCCUUGAGAAUGUUAAACAAGUGACUCCGAAACAAUUUAAAAAAAAAUUCUUUAGAACCAUUUUUCUCCAAUAAUUAAUACCUAGAGGUAGCCAUUGGAGAGUAUUGACUCCUUCCACUUCUUAAAAGAAGAGAACAUUAUUCAAAAUCCAUCUUGUUCCGGCGCAGACCAACAAAAUUGUUUUUUCCUUUAUUGAGCCCACUUUCUUGCCAAUAAUGGCACUGAAGAUUGUUAGUGUUGAGCAAGUGCCACUGAAAAAUGGUAAAUCCAAUCAACUUGAUCUAAAAAAGAAAAGGACUGCAAAAAAACGCUACAAACUCCAAGAAAUGGAAUCUGGAAACUUCUUCUUCAGAUUCCAAGUAAAACUGGUCAGUUAAUAUUUCAAAAAAAUAUUUCGGAAAAUUUGUUUAAAAUUUCAGAAAGGGUCUUUUGGAAGAUUUUAAUGAUUUGCACAGAUAUUUAUGUUAUAUAUAUUAGGGAACGGUAAGAGUUCCUGUUAGAAAAAUUGACUGUCAAUUGAAAACUGUACUUUAAUAAAAAUGUUUAUAAAUUCA
This is a messenger RNA of Drosophila rhopaloa, 2173 nucleotides long. RefSeq lists its product as uncharacterized. Bases 108 to 1052 code for a protein of 314 amino acids. NCBI's taxonomy places the organism in Eukaryota, Metazoa, Arthropoda, Insecta, Diptera, Drosophilidae. The record is from RefSeq and is a predicted model, not a curated record. The transcript is spliced from 3 exons.